AUGUUGCGUGCACAUCAAACGGUCGUGUCGUUGUUGUUUCUCGUAAUGCAGUGCGUGGUGUCAUGUACGAGCAGUGGGUACGGAAAAGGAAGGUCACUGAUCGCGGGAGAGAUGCAACCGGACAGCUCCUGCGAUCGGGAAGGAGAGCCUCGCGUUUGCAUUGCGGAAGGAUGUCUGAGUGGUACAUACAUGCCGGGAAUGGCCGGUGACCAGUUCGAAGCAUUUUUGGGCAUUCCCUUUGCUAAGCCACCUGUGGGAGAGUUAAGAUUUGCGGAUCCCAUCCCCAACGAACCGUGGCCCGACCAGCUGUACAAUGCUUCGUUCGAACGAUCGAUGUGCCUGCAGCGGAACGAUCUGCUACCGAAUCCACCCGUCACCGGCAGCGAAGAUUGUCUCUAUCUCAACGUUUACCGACCAAAGGAAUGUUCCGACCCCACGAGCACUGUUACCAAUUUGCCUGUGAUAGUGUACAUCCACGGAGGAGGAUUCUUUGCCGGCACGGCGAGCCCGUUGGUGGUUGGACCGGAGUACAUAAUGGAUACUAAGCGCGCCAUACUCGUGUCCAUCCAGUACCGACUCGGUGUGCUGGGUUUCCUCUCGACGGGAGAUUCAACCGCGCCCGGGAACUUUGGACUGAAGGAUCAAACCCUUGCACUGCAGUGGGUCAAGCGCAACAUUGCCAGCUUUGGUGGAAACGAUCAGCUGAUCACGAUCGUUGGUCAGAGUGCGGGUGCUACCUCCGUGCAUAUGCACAUGAUCAGUGCGCUGAGUCGUGGCCUUUUCCAUCGGGCGAUUAUGAUGAGCGGCAACUCGCUUGUACCAUGGAAUAUUCCCACCAAGGACCCGCUAGCAUUGGCCCGAUCCACUGCCGCCGCGGUGGAUAUAAUGGGAGCGGAGAGUCUGUCCAGCAAACAGUUGAUUGCGGCACUGCGCCAAACGGAAGGGGAACAUCUUGUCGGUAGUACAUACAAAUUGAAGCUUUGGUCCGUGGAUCCACUGACUCUCUUCCGGCCGGUAGUCGAAUCGAAGGACUCGCCAAAUGCGUUCCUCAUCGAGGAACCGAAAGACAGUUGGCUUCAUGGGAACUAUCAGCAGAUUCCCUACAUGGCCGGUUACGUCCCGAACGAGGGAGCCAUCCGGGCGUUGGCAAUCUUCAAAAAUGAAGAGUUGUUUAACGAGUUGAGGAACAACUUUAGCACGAUUCUACCGAUCCUACUAGAGCGACCACCAUCGAAGUCACUGAUUGAAGAGAUCCGAUCACGCUUCCUGAAUGACACUACCGAUGAGGAUCCGAUCCGGCCGGAUAACUUGCAAGCGUUCGUUAAUCUUUACAGUGAGGCUUCAUUCAUCUACCCCGUUCAGUUGGGUGUAAAAGAGUACAUCACCAUGGCCGACACCGACAUGGCACCGGCCAGUGUGUACAAACUGUCGUACAAAGGCAGAUACUCCUACUCCAUCGUCUACGCAGGCGGAGACCCUGGUGACUAUGGUGUGGUACACUGUGACGACUUGAACUACCUAUUCCGCCAACUGGCCAUCUUCCCCGACUACCCACCUGGAUCGCCCGAGCUCAAGAUGGUGGACACGUUCGUGAACUUCUUCAUCGACUUUGCCAUAACUGGCCGAGCAGCGCAACUGGCCCCCUAUCGGGAAUGCAAAAACGAGAACCAAGUGGACCAGUCGCUCGACUGUGAUGUGCAGGAGUUUGUCCGGGUCGGUGACGAGGUGCAGGUGAACGUAAUCAGCGCUCGGAAUGAGGAAAUGUUUGCCUUCUGGAAGAAUUUCUACUGA
This is a messenger RNA of Anopheles marshallii, 1791 nucleotides long. RefSeq names its product juvenile hormone esterase-like. The transcript is spliced from 6 exons. NCBI's taxonomy places the organism in Eukaryota, Metazoa, Arthropoda, Insecta, Diptera, Culicidae. Bases 1 to 1791 code for a protein of 596 amino acids. The record is from RefSeq and is a predicted model, not a curated record.